AUGGCUGGUCUCUUCCUUGAACAGGCGAAUGUCUCUCAGAUGCUUACAUGCUGUGGUGUGCAGAAUAAUUCUUUAUAUUUUGUGCAUGAAAAUGUGAUAGAAUUUGUUGAAACACAGAGACAAAUAAAGCUGCCCUGUAAUAUUAAAUGGGCAGUGUCUGAUGGGUGUGUUAUAUACGCAUUGACAGAGAAGGAUAUUUACAAAGUCAAACCUGGCACAGGGUCUUCAUAUGAGAUGAGUUCAUCCGUAUUUGAUUUGUGCGAUAUACCAGUAAAAAAUGGGUAUUUUAGGGAUAAUAAAAUAUUUAUCCUGUCUGAGAAUGAAGUAAUAGUUUAUGAUGUGCAGAGUGAAGAAACCUUUAGGUAUGUUCCGUAUGGUCAUAAGAUACUUUGUAUGGAUCUGUGCUAUACACACUCUAAUGAAUUUGUGCUGCUUCUUAGCUCACACAACCAGAAUGUUAUUAGAACAAUCAGCGUAAGAAACGGGUUGGAGGAAGUGGCGCAGUUUUCAGUGCCAAGUAGUGUGCAUAUGAUAUACAGUCUUUUGAACAAGAGCAUGCUUUUAAUAGAGCCAGAUAAGAUUUCUUUGCACAAUUCAAGUUCUAUCACGCAUAGUAUGUGUUUUAAUGCACAGGUGGUUCGGACAGGUAUAAUUCUGAAUAAUGUAUGCGUGCUGAGUCUACUAACUAAUGAACUGUGCUAUAUAGAUAUAGACCAGUUUUUAGUUGUAAAUUACAUCAAGCCUGGAAUUAUAUCUGAGGGAAUAUUAUGCAUAAGAGAACAUUUGUAUUUGUAUAAUAAAAUUGGAGAUAUAUGUGUAGUGGAUAUUAAGAAUAAUAUUUCACAUAUAGUUAAAACAAAUACAGGCGUGACUGCACUGAAAAAGGGAUAUAAAUUGACUGGCAUGAAAAUACAAAGCAGUGGGGGAUGUGGGCGCAUACAGCUACUGACACAGCGCAGUAAAAGCAUUAGGCUAGAAGAACUUACGCAGAAAUACAAAGAAUAUACUAAUAAGCUGGAAAUAGAGGAGAAGCCUGUUCAGAUCUUAAGUAAUGGAGUAUACUCUGUUGUGAGGUAUAUAGAUAGACUUAACAUAAUAGAUAAAAGAUUUAGAAAUGAAUCUGUUGUUUUUUCACAGGAUAUUAUUAUGUGCUCAGUUAGUAAUGCAUCUAUUUACUACUUAAAUAAGUCUGGAGUACUUUCUGCGUAUAAAGAAAAUAAAACAAGUGGCGUAUGUCUGUUCUGUGGGGAUAGUGGCAUAUCAUCUGAAACCAAUAAAAACCACACGCAGGCAUGCCUGGGAGAAGUUUUCUUUGCAGACAUGCAUAAUAAUCUGUUAGUAUGUUCUACCACAAAAGGAAUUUAUCUAGCCAAUGCAGAGAGCGGAAUGUCCCAAUGCAUUGGUGAAUAUAAUCCAAUCUCUUUGCGAAUUUAUAAAGAAACAGUUGUAAUUGGUGAUGAAAAUGAGUCAACUGUAAUUCACAUAAAUAACAACUUGGAGGUGACUAAACAGCACUCAAUUCCAAUAGCAGGGAGCACAGUUGUGCCCAUUAGUGCUGAAGAGUAUUUAUUGCAUAAGUACAAUGGAAGUUUAUGGUAUAUUCAUAAUGACAGCACAAAGACCCAGAAUAUACGAAUCGGCACAGCUGUUAUUAAAGGCAUUUCAUAUUUAGAAGAUAAAAUUUUGAUCAUCACAGAUAGUAACAGUAUUUUGUUAGAUACAUGCCGCAGUACAGUUAAUGCUCAGCUAAUUGACAGUAGAAAUAAACAUGGGAUUAGCUGCAUUGACACAGACAGUAAUGAGUACCAAGUAUACAGAUAUAACAAGAAUCUAGAUAAACAUUAUAUUGCUAUUUACAAGCUAGUAAACUGUCCAGUAUACAGUAAAAAGAGUGUAGUUAGAAAUGGCUGUAUUAAAGACAAUGACAUAGUUGAUGCUAUUAAUAUAAAGAAAUAUAGAGUGAUAAUUAGUAAAAGUACCGCACUAGUUAAAGAAACUGUGCUUUCCAAUGAAUCCUCUAUUAAAGUCUCUCUAUACAACAGCAACGGAUGCAUCCACAGUGUAUCGUAUAAUAAAGUCUACUCAACACACUGCAUAGGAAUAGGAAAUAGACUAUACUUAGCAAUAAAUAAAGAAGACAGGUCCGAAAUACUUACACUGAAGAUAAAGAAAAAUGCAAUAUCACAGAUAGAAAGUGCACCAAUCGAAUCUUCUAUCACUGGAAUUUCUGUACACAAAGGUAUUUUAUGCUGCUGCACUACUGUUGGAGUUAUACUGCUCAGAAUGCACAAGUUUAGGCUUACACCAGUUGGUAAGAAUACUUUGCAUACAUACAGUAAUGGCGCGGGAAGGUAUGAAGUACGCGAUGGAUAUCUGGUAGAAUAUGUUUUGUUCCAUAUCAUACUGCACAGAAUUAUUUUAGACAGAGGCACUGUCCGGUUAGAAAAAUCUCCACUGGUGUAUGUGGACAGAGUAAAAAGUAGACACAAAGUAGUUCGAAUGCUUAAUGACAAGUACUUUGUUAUAGGAUAUGCACAUGAAACCAGUGGGUCGAUUAUUUUGCUUAAGAGAAAAGAAAACACAAGGAUGCAUGUAGUUCUAUCAUUUUCUCUUCCCUCUGGAGUCAUUGGCAUAGAAAAGACUUCUCUAUCCCUAAUAAACCGGUCUGAUACUUUAUUUAUACUCACAGAAACAGGAAGUAUAUAUAGAAUGGAAUUGAUAGAUGACAAUGUAAUUAGUGCUUUAGUUCAUGUGCACAGAAAUAGUUCACCCAGCGAGAAAAAUGAAAUUCAAGUAUUUGCUAAAGAAGACCUAUUCCCAAUAAUGGAAGUGAAAUCCCAUGCAAAUAAAAAAGUAAUUCUUUCUAGUGAACCGGAUAAAAUUACCUCACUCUCUAUAUCACUAUAGCCAUAAAUACAGAAUCACUAAUAAAUCAGU
Molecule: messenger RNA, 2937 nt
Organism: Nematocida parisii ERTm1
Lineage: Eukaryota; Fungi; Microsporidia
Exons: 1
Coding region: 1-2907 (968 amino acids)
Source: RefSeq, a predicted model, not a curated record